GAGAGAUAAAGGGAGACAUGUGAGCCGGUGUGAGCGCAGAGGCAGCUCCGGUUGUGUCUGCAAGGUCAGGCAGAACGUGACAGAGUGGAGGGGAAGGGGUGUAGAAGCUGUGCUCUGUGUGUGUUGCUGUGUUCCUUGAAAGACAGGAAGUGGGCAAGUCUGAAUGAAUGCUUGUGUGUUUACAUUCAAACAAGUUGUGUGUGUGGGAGCAGUGGUAACAAUUGGUUAGAUGCGACUUCCUGUGUGUUGUUCUCAUGCAAUCCAUACUGUACUUCCUCUCUGUGCUGUGAAGUGUAACAUGGUGGAUGCAGAAUGCUUUUGUUUACAUGACUCUGUAUGUGUUCAGGUGGUAUGUGUAUGGGUUUUAUUAGCUGCAUGUGUGACAGCAGGGGUACAGUAAGGGAGUCUUGGUCUCAUGUUCCUGCUCAGUGAAACAUUUGCUCCACUUCUGCAGUGUGAAAUCAAACAUGGCCUAUUAAUAGUUCCUGAUGCACUUGCUGAGGCACAGUGUGCUAAUAUUCUCCCUGGCUGUAAAGCAAACAUAUAUGAAGAAAUGUGUAUGGUUUUUAGACAAUGCUGACAAUGUUCAAAUAGCCAUUAUUUCAAUACUCCUACAUGAUGAUACAAGUAUCAGGUAUCCCAUUUUUGUGUCACGUUGUGAAAUUGGAAGAGAGAGCUGUCUGGUGCAGACUUUGCAAAAAAUGCUAUUUGAACAGCAGAAACUUCACACAGUUACAACUCUAUUUUAAUGCAAAGUAUGUCAGCGAUGAGUCAGAGUGGUGACACAUGGAUGGAAUUUAAAUAGAGGAUAAGCCCACUUCUAAUGCUUUCUAGUCUUGGACACUGUGACCUCACAUGUGUGUGUCCUACCUGCUCCAGCCUCAACCUCAACUACAUGAGUACAAGUGCAACAUGUGGAUCCUCAAACUUGAUCUUUGCCUCUAACUUUCACAUUUAGUUGAGCAAAACUGAUCCUUGUUGUUUUAAAUCAGCAUUUUUACCCAGUUUAAUUUAUUCUUUUUUGUGUUUAUAACUAUUUUAGGGCUGUACUGGACUCAGAGUUAUGUCAGUCUAAUCAGAUGUGGCUGUUCAGUACAAAUAUUAAGCUAUUCUUUAUUUUCUUUUCUGCAAUAAAGCAUUUGAAAGUGAAUAGUGUUCACUGGAUGUUCAGGGUGUCAGGGACAUACACGUAAUAUAGUAAGGAAGCCAAACUAGCCCUUCAAGCUAAUGCACGCUAACUACGCUAAUGAACAUUUACAUAAAUAUUUUUUGCCAAAACUAGAUAUCAAGCAAAAGCCAAAGACUGUAUCAUGUUAAGUUGGACGAAGGGCCUUGUUAACUCCAAUGAAAGUUGCUUAGUGGUGCAUGAAGCCAAAAAAGUUCCCAUAGAGUAAGGGCACUAGAGACGUCCACUGGCCAAGCAGCUCACUCCCAGUUUAGGGCUCCUCAAUCAUGAAUGGGGAUAAAAUGAUUCAAUUGUGCACCUCUUCAAGACUUUAAAAUGUUAUUGGACCAAAUGGUAAAAAUCCUGAUAGUAAAAGGAGUUAUUUUAGGAGGUUGUGACAUUAGAAAAAAGUGUCCGGGGAAAGUCAUUUUGGGCCCAGUGGCAUCACGUGAUGGACCUGGAAGUUGUAGUUACACAGUUUGGCCACCAUGCCAAUUGGCUUAAAAAUUUGGCGCUCUUCCUGGUCUGCAGCUUCCUUUACCCAAGAGCAGUGUGACAGAGAAUAGCACUCACUCUGCAGCUAAAUGUAGACCAAAACGUCUGCGAUACAAUGUCUGUGUUUAGGGGUAGGGGAGUAGGGGACUGCUCGACAAUACAAUCGCAGUGGACGGGAGGGUUUCCGACUCAUAAUAAGAAUCUUGGACAAUCAAAUUGGGUGUUACAAAGUGUUGUACCUGUGAGGGUUUAUUAUUGCCAAAGGUCCAACUGAGAGUGGAUUAAAAGGUUCAUAGUGUUUCUUAACCAGUCACACAUUGACCAAUGCACUGCCAGCAAUCCAAGAAUCAAUAUGAAAAAAAAACUUUGUUACUGGUUGGACUUUGCAAUUAUGUAAUUUAUUGUGGCCAGAGUUCAGCCACUGUCUUCUACAAGUGAAAGCAACUUACAAGACUGUGUCACUCUGUAUGCAGAGUGUGUGACUGCAUCCGGAGUUGUACCUUUAAUUUUUGAUGUAGUGUUUUGUAGAUCAUGAUCAAACCAGAGCAUGGACAUCAUUUAUACAGUGACACCAUACUCCUCGGAGGAGUCCUCAGUGCCGAUCGUGUGGAGCAGAUGGCCAAGACUUACAAUGAUAUCGAAGUGGUCUCACACCUUUUGGCUGAGCGGGACAGAGACUUGGAGCUGGCAGCACGGAUUGGACAGUCACUCCUUCAGAGGAACCACCUGCUGCAGGAACGCAACGAGGCCUUGGAGGAGCAGCUAGCACAGGCCCUGGACCAGGUUCACCAGCUGCAGCAUGAGCUCAGUAAGAAGGACGAGUUGUUGCGGAUCGUGGCCAGUGCCUCAGAGGAGAGUGAGACAGACUCCAGCGUGUCCACGCCGCUGCGGCAGCCUCAGACACCAGGGGGAACCACUGCCGCUGCAGCACUCAGCCAGCUGGAGUCUCUGCAGAACAAGCUGCAGGAGCUGGAGGAGGAGAAUCUGUUGCUGAGGUCUGAGGCGUGUCAACUGAAGACUGACACCAUCACCUAUGAGGAGAAGGAGCAGCAGCUAGUGAAUGACUGUGUCAAGGAGCUCCGUGAGUCCAACAGCCAGAUGGUGUCUCUGACAGAUGAGCUGUCUCAGAAGAACGAGGAGCUGCUCAGACACCAGGAGGAAAUCGCUCAGCUGCUCUCUCAGAUUGUAGAGCUGCAACACAGAGUGAAGGAGUUGGCUCUGGAGAAAGAGGAGCUGAGGAUCCACCUGCAGGCGUCUAAAGAAGCUCAGAGACAACUCACAGCAGAGCUGGACGAGUUGGCGGACAGGAAUGCAGAGUGCGUAGAGAUGCUCCAUGAGUCCCAGGAGGAGAUCAAAGAACUCCGUAGUAAAAACACUCCCUCUGCCGGGAUGCGACGGCACCUUUCCUACGGCCUCUACCCCAUGGACUCUCUGGCAGCAGAGAUCGAAGGCACCAUGAGGAGAGAGCUGAGUGUAGAGGAGGAGACCGCCUUCAGGGACCAAAGGUCAGACAGUCAGACUUCACUACUGAUGGGCACUUCAAGCACAAGAGUAUCCCAGAAGCGAGUCUUCCAAACGGUCCGCUCCAUCAACGCCUCAACAUCGCGGCCAGCCUCGGCCACUCCUCCUAUCCCCGGCUCAGGGCAGAGCUCUUUAGUGAUGACUGCACAGCCCUUCACAUCCACUCAGGGGGAGGAGGUGCGAAUGGGCCAGCCCGGCUGUCCAGGAGGAAAUGACCUCACAAGAGCGCUCCACCGGCUGUCACUGCGACGGCAAAACUUCCUGUGCGAGCGUCAGUUCUUCCAGGCAGAGCGCGAGAGGAAGCUUCAGGCCUUGGCAGGGACGGAGGGAGACAGGGAAGGCAGCUGCUGCAGCUCACCGAUGGGCAGUGUGCUCUCCUCUUUCUCCAACCUGUCAGAGCUCUCCUUCAGCUCCAGCGUUUUUAAGACCUUCCUGCCUGAGAAGCUUCAGAUCGUCAAACCAAUGGAAGGUUCACUGACGCUCCAUCACUGGCAGCAGCUGGCCAAACCACACCUCGCCACCAUCUUGGACCCCCACCCUGGAGUAGUGACCAAAGGUUUCUGCCCACUGGCCCACGACGCCGUCUACCGCCUGUCUGACAUGGAGGAGGACGAGGAGGAUGAAGAGCACAGAGGUGCCUUGGAGAAGGGGGCGGCAGAGCGGGGUAAGGAAGAGGAGGAUGAGGAAGAAGAUGGCGGGAUCACCUUCAAGGUGCACUGUUCGUCUACGCCAGAGGAGAGGAAAGACAGAAAGCAUUCGGUGACACCUCUCCCUGUCCCGCCUCCGUCACCCGCAAUGCCGCCAUCACCUGGGACGCCCGCCACUUCCUCAUCAGUUAGAUCGGACCUCUGUCUGACCCCCGCACCCCGACACAUCCCUGAGAAAUCCAGCGUAUCAUCUCAGCCCAUUCCAACAGCCUGUACGUCAGUGGUCCAAUUACAAAGUCAAAUCUGCAUGUCGACAUCAACAACAUCUUCCUCUGUCCAAAAUCCAGGAAAGUGUCAGAGCUCCACUUUCUCCACCUACACCUUCACCACAUGCCGCAUCCUGCACCCCAGUGACACCACACAGGUCACCCCAAGUUCUCGGUCAUCUCUGGCCAACACACCCAGCUCCAUGAGGACCGGUCCCAGCACUCCUGUGACUCCCUGCAGACUGAGUCUGGGUGAUUCCUUUCCCCCUCGACGCCCUCCUGUGGCCACCAGCGGCCUGGCCAAGCUGGUCCUGGAGAGGGGCAUUUCUGCACAAGUCUCCACUGACACCCCUCCUCCAUCUCCAAAGCCCACACCCAGGCAACCUCUCUUCCACCUCCUCCCAAGCACGCCCCCUAACUCACCCUCCCACUCACCUGUUCCCUCCCCGGUGCCCCCCGAGUCCCGCCAGCACCCGGCUGACAAUUUCCUAGCAUCGCGGCCAGCGGAGCUUUUUCUCCAGGACGUUUACGGGUUAAAUCUAGGCCGUGCCCCACAUCCCGACUUACCAAGCCCCUCCCAGGAAACCCCAGCUUUUGUCCCAGCCCUUAAGUCAGGCAGAGUGAGGUCUGACCCAGUCAGCGUCGGCCUAGUGGAGAGGCUACGGCGUCUUGGAUUCACCAAGGUGCUCCAGGGUGCAGAGUCUGAGGCUCCAGCACCACGGCAGGAUUCUUCUACGUUUGUGUCAGCUGGCGGGGGAAGCCUGUUGGAUGGCCUGAGGCGCAACCAGAGCCUCCCGGCCAUGAUCGGCGCCCGAGCAGGGAAGUCAGCUGGUCACCCUCCUCCUCACCCCACCUCCCUGGCCCUCCCCCCAACACCCUGGGGAAACCCCAAAGAGCGGCGCCGGAAACUUGCCUCUGUCUCCCACGUCCCGUCAAGUACAACCAAACAUUGAGGGGGACAAGGCGGAUGGAGUGGGAGGGUGCAAACUCCAGAGCGAACCCCUCCUUUAUACCUCCAUCCGCCUUUUCCUCUCUCCUCCUCUCAGCCUUUGAAGAGAAGAGUCAGGGCAUCUGGCGGGCAGAACAAUCCCUCCUUUUUAUGACUUCAUUUUAAAGCACAAUUGAACUAAACUGACUGUUUUUAGCUAUACCGCAGUGUCUGUGUGUGUAGAUGUUUGCCAUGAUGCUAGUUGCUGAGGCCUUAGUCUGCCUCUGACUGGGUUAUUCAGCUCUCGCUACCUUCUCAGUCAUUAAUUAGGUUCUGUAGUUGUCAUGUUAGGCUCUGGAUGAUAAGGUAGAGGACUUAGGGAAGGUAACAAGAAAGUGAAUGAUGGUUUGUGGAUGUGGAUUGGAAAAGAAGGAGUUAAGAUAAAGGUGUAGAAGGAAUGGAGGAUGUGGGUUUUAUAAAGAAGAGAACGUAAGUAAAAGGCAAAGAGAGAAUGACUGAGCAUCCAGCGUUGCUAUUCCAAGGGCUUGUUCUGUAGUGGGUUUUAAAAGCUUUAGUCUGUAAUAAAGUAGUAUCAUGCUCGCCAGCCAUGCCCAUUAUACAACAAAUGGUUUUAUCUUCAAAUAAAAACAGUCACAAGAGAAGGGAUUCAACAUGCUUUUAUAAUUUGAGGACUUUAAGUGCUAGCCGGCUUAAUAGCAUACUGUCGAGCCAAUCUCGUAGUCAGACCGUGCCAUUAACAUACCAGUAUUAUUAUUCGAAUGAUUUGACAGUAGUCCAUUGUUGCACGGGUGUCUGGUGACCGUCCAUGUGCCGUGCCCCUGUUCCCGCCUCUCGCAAGCGUCCGCAUGACUUGUCAACCUUGCCUGCAGGUCCCAGCAUGCACCUGUCAGCAGACAGGUGGGGCCAGGCUGAAGCCACUGGGCAAGAAAAAAUGGGUCUGCCUUUUUCCUUCAGGUCCUUGUGUUUUGUGUGUUUUUAUGAGGCCUUACGUGGAAGCCAGCACUGUUAAUGAUUUAUGUUCCUGUGAAGCCAUGUUUGUAUAUAUAAGUUGCACUCAUUUGGAUUUGGAGGUUGGUUAAUUUAAGGAUCACUGCUUGGUCAAAAACAUUUCACCGUGGUCUUGGUAGGCCCUUCAAAGAACAUCUUAUCAUUUCAGUUUCCUUGUCUCAGGCCUGUGGGAUGUACGGGUUCAGAGGGAAAAGCCACUGACACAUUAUUUUAGUGGUAUGUCACAUGCAUAUGUGCACAUGUGGUUGUUUUCUGUGUUCAAAAUGUGUCUCGGGGUUGAUGUAUGUGGUUCACACACUGGCCAGCAGGUGGAAGUGUUCCUUUAGGAAAGCUUAUCCGAAAUAAUUGAGUGUUGUUGUCCCUAACAUCCGUCAGUCCAAGCAGACCCUCCCACUAACCUACUGCACUUUUUUAUUUAACUUUUAUUUAGCGACAGAUAUCUGAAGUAUACAGAUUCUAACAUAUUAAAGAGAACAUUUAGCAUUAUGUGUGCCUGCUGUAACAACACCAGCUAACAUUUUGACAUAAGCUUUUAAUAUAUGCAGCAUUAUUUUUUUGUUUUCCAAAUGUAGAGGCCCACAGAAGGGAAUCCAAAUUAAUCAAGUAAAGGAAUAAACGUGUGUACUGUAUGAUGCAUUUUGUGUUAAUUAGCUGUAACAUAUUUAACAAAUGAAGCUUCUGUGUAAUGUUUGUCGGAGUGGAGAGAAGAGGAAAGAAGGCACAUGCAGACUGUUCAUAUCUUUAGAUUUGUUGUAAUUGUCAUAUUUUCCAGUACAGCAGGAGGUUUGGGUUUGGGUCUUUUUUUGGCUAAAAUAAAAAAUGUCCUGUGAUGACUUCUUGCCUCCCCUCCAAGAUCAUGAUCCUCUGUAAACUACUCAUGGCUAUUACUCAGUUGCCUCUUUUUUA
Molecule: messenger RNA, 6957 nt
Organism: Epinephelus fuscoguttatus (brown-marbled grouper)
Lineage: Eukaryota; Metazoa; Chordata; Actinopteri; Perciformes; Serranidae
Gene: trak2
Product: trafficking protein, kinesin binding 2
Exons: 14
Coding region: 2192-5047 (951 amino acids)
Biological process (GO): anterograde axonal transport of mitochondrion; neurogenesis
Cellular component (GO): dendrite
Molecular function (GO): GABA receptor binding
Source: RefSeq, a predicted model, not a curated record